Acomys russatus (golden spiny mouse) is the source of this 1545-nucleotide messenger RNA. RefSeq names its product chromosome 5 C11orf24 homolog (gene C5H11orf24). The record is from RefSeq and is a predicted model, not a curated record. The coding region runs from base 229 to 1545 and encodes 438 amino acids. NCBI's taxonomy places the organism in Eukaryota, Metazoa, Chordata, Mammalia, Rodentia, Muridae. Gene Ontology annotation, cellular component: Golgi apparatus. The transcript is spliced from 2 exons.
CAGGUGAUUUAGGCAGUGGUCUAAACACUGGGCUCAGUUUACACUGUGGCCCAUGCUGAGCCCUGGACCUCUGAGGAGGCCAUGUGCGGCUAAGCCAAGGCCUCUGACCAACUUGCCUCCUUCUCCCCAGAUCUCCAGGCCCAGCGGAAGGCAACUGUUCACAGCCUGAGGGGCUAGCCGCCUGCGAAGCUCAGAGACCAGCAGCCUUGCGCCCAGCUCAGCAGCAAGAUGUGGACAGCCCUGGUACUGGUUUGGAUUUCCUCCGUGCCCUUAUCUCAAAGCCAUACGGUGUCUGACGAGCCACGGUCCUUAGGCACAACCAAGAUGUGGCCUAGAGCAGUAAAACAAAGCGUGCCCAGGGACACAGUUCCAAGGGCUGAUACUAUACCCACAGAGCGAACAGCCACAGUGCCACCUGCUCCUGUCACACCGACCACAGGGACCCAGGCAGCCAGCCUGAACUCUACCAAAGCAGAGGUGACAACACACUGGGCAAACAUGAGCACUUCAACAACCGGAGAGGGUACGACAGACCGCACGACCUCCAGAACUCUUGCGCCACCCACGUCAUCAGGCCCCUCAUCUGCGGGGCAGACACAGCCCAACACCACUGCUGGGCUUCCGUCUCUCAGCACACCACGUGCAGAAGUGCCAAGUACAAAUGCCAGCACAUCACCAAGAACAGCCACAGUGACAACUAUGGCCCCACGUACCAGGACUGUUGCUGCAGGCACCCCACAUACCAGGACUGUUGCUGCAGGCACCAUAAACACAAGUGGACCUCCCACAGGGACGCUGAGUCCUGCCAAAAGCACACCCACUAACACAUCUACCAUGAGCCCCCUACUCACCUCAGGUGUCCAAUCACAAGGUACCACCAUCCAGGUGACAACAGGACAGCCAGUGCAUAGCACUGUGGGUAGAUCAACACCUAGUCCCUCAGACACUACCCUAGAGACCACCACCACCCGUUCUGUGGCUUCGGUGUCUCCUACAGUAGUGACCACCACCACUCAUUCUGUGGCUUCCGUGUCUCCUACAGUAGUGACCACCACCACCCGUUCUGUGGCUUCGGUGUCUCAUACAGUAGUGACCACCACCCAGGUACAAACCAGGGAGCCUCCUACCAGCCUGAGCCCUGAACUGGAAGCCACAUCCCUCACAACACAGCCAAGCCCUGCAUUACCUACCCAAGGGCCAGGCGGGCCAGGCACACCCCUGACAACAGAGCAGGUGGAAACCAAAACCACAGCCAGUACUGCCUCCACUGGGCCAACACCCAGGAGCUCAGGGGACCUUAAGGUGCCAACCACAGACGCGUGCCAGUUCAGCACCCAAGGCCAGUACCUAGUGGUCACCACUGAGCCCCUAACCCCAUCCUUAGUGAACAGAAUGUUACUUCUGGUGGUGCUUGUUCUUGGGGUGACCCUCUUCAUCGCAGUCCUGGUGAUGUUUGCCCUGCAAGCCUAUGAGAGCUACAAGAAGAAGGACUACACGCAGGUGGACUACCUGAUCAACGGCAUGUACGCUGACUCGGAGAUGUGA